AUGGCGCUUGCGCAGCGCUCGGCGUGCCGCUUCUUUGCGGCCUUCUAUAGAUGGGAGUUACACACUCGAAACACACAACUAUGUGCCUUGAACAGUACACACUACCGCAACCGCAUUGGCCUCCCGCAGCACUACCACACAACUCGUCUUCUCAGACAGCAAGCCCAACCUGAAUCGCAAGUGCAGGAUGAGUCUGCCAUCAAUCCUAGUGAUGAUAUCAGAGGGAUGGCAAAUGGAACAGAAAUACCAGUGCUUCAGCCAGCAGACAGUAUACGGGAGGAAAUAGCAAACAGCCAGCCAAGCACCGAAGAGCACGACAUCUUACCCGAAGUCUCCGAUUCUGAGCUAAAGCAGGCAAAAUUGAAAAACUCUGUUCGUCAAUUAAUGCGCAACGUGCCCAGCUCUGUUGCGGUCAUCACGGUCGUACACACUGACCCCGAGACUGGAAAGCAUGUACCUAUGGGCGUCGCUGUCUCUUCACUCAGUACCGUUAGCCUGGAUCCACCCACUAUUUCCUUCAAUAUAAAAGAGCCGUCCCAGACUCUAGAUGCAAUCCGAGCUGCAAAUGGCCUUUUCCGUGUCCAUUUUCUGGCAGCUGAAAGAGGAGGCGCCAAUGUAGUGGACCUCUUCUGCCACGGGAAUAGUGCUGAGACAUACAAUCGGCGAGCUAAGAGGCUGAAGCUUUAUCAGCCCAAAGACAAAAAGCACCCCGCCACAACACGCUCCUGCGCACCACAGAUCUUGAGUGACUCUGUGAUAGCUGCAAUGGAAUGCGAAGUCACUCAUCAAUUCCCCGUUGGCGACCACGUUAUUCUCGUUGCAAAAGUCGACAGUAUGGAACACAAAGCUUCAAAAGGGCCAGCUAUCCUCUACAUUGACAGAAGAUACCGGAACCCCAAGGGUCCAAUUGUCUACUCUUCGGAGAGGGCACAAGCGUCCACUAGCGAAGGUGUCUCGUCAUUCUGGAAACAUCCUUUGUUUCCAGGCGACAAGGAGCGACGAGAAUACAUGAAUGAGGUCAAGAAACUGAUAAAGGCAAACCCCACCUAUUACAAGAACCCAACAAAAGACACGUAUCGGAUCAUUGAAAGCAAUCUACCAUAUCCUGCGUCAAGUCUCGGCAUAAGUGUGGAGCUACUUGUUGCAGAGUGUAGGAAGGAAAAGAAACUCCCUAAUAAAAUCAAGUCCGGACAGGAGAGUCAACAAGUGCUCAGUGACUUUUACGGGCUGUUGACACCAUCUAUGAGGCAGCAAAUUGUAGACCGGGCCACGAAGUUGAUCGAAACAGACUCGCGCUUCCUGUCACAACAUUACCGGAUCUUCUUGUACAACCUGGGUGUCAGUCCUAACAGUAGAGAUUUCUUGCCUAGCGACAUUAUGGAACCUCUGCGAGCUGCAAAUCUAGCACCACCGUUCGAUCUGCAAAGGCAACCUGGGGACAUGUCGAGAGAGGAUAUACGGAAGAUCGAGCAGAUUGAGCACCGUCUUCGGGAGUAUCUUCGAAAGAUGAGUUAUACGGUUGCACUGAAGGAGCCUUUUGAAAAUGCAAUGGUGGAAAUUGGUGAAAAGAAAUUGGAUGCUCUACAUUUCAAAAAGAGUCGCGCGCGUCUCCUUACCCAGACUCACCCUUCGCUCUUCGAUGCUUCGGCAAUAGAUAUCUCUGGAGAAGUGACCCAAGAAGAACUCCGUGUAGUUCUCUCCCGGAUCAUCAAUCGCCUACAGAUUUAUUCUGAAACCGAGUUCCGGAAGCUUGUCCACAUUGAUUGGUGUGAGUCUUUGCGUCGACUUGGCGUGAACCCUACUAUCACAGGUAUGGAUGUGGAGUUCCUGAUGGGCAAAAUCAAGCACAUAUUCUACUCUACAGAGCACUUCCGAGACUUCCCACGUGCUAUCGACGAAAUGUUGCAGCCUUGGUUUGUUUGGAACGUUGAUUGGGACGAUCUGGAAGAGCGUGUCAAGCGAUUUGUCCAGACAAUUCCACUGCGCGCUACGGCAUGGUCGAGGAAGGACAGACUUGCUGCUAUGGGCAUACACUGGAGAGCAACAGUCAAUCUACCAAAGCAAAAUACUGCCGAUGAAGAAGUCAGACAAUCUCUCGACGAAGGUCACAUUAUCGAUACACUCGUCGCAAAAGAGCUGAAGCGCCAUUACGGCAACGGUAGUGAGGAGGAGAACGCCGCCAUCGCCAAAUACUUGAAGGAAGUGUAUGAAUUCGAUGUCACACACAAGCCAAUCGAGUACGUUCCUGCAGAAUCCACGGCUCAGUCAUCGGCAGACGAGAUGCAGCAAGCUAUGAUGGCGGAUCUUACUCCUGUCCAGGAACAAGUAUGGCUAGAAUCACCGGGAAACAGCCGUAUAAAUACCAAGGCGAACUACAAGGGACAUAAGUCUCUGAAGAAAUCAGGCACAUUUUCGUUUGGCGGAUAG
Molecule: messenger RNA, 2427 nt
Organism: Bipolaris oryzae ATCC 44560
Lineage: Eukaryota; Fungi; Ascomycota; Dothideomycetes; Pleosporales; Pleosporaceae
Exons: 2
Coding region: 1-2427 (808 amino acids)
Molecular function (GO): FMN binding; riboflavin reductase (NADPH) activity
Source: RefSeq, a predicted model, not a curated record